AUGAAAGGGGUUAUGAGAUUUGGGAAAAGAGGGAAAUUAAGUCCGAAGUAUAUUGGACCAUACGAAAUUACUCAGCGGAUCGGAAAAGUGGCAUAUAGGUUGAACUUACCUAGUGAGCUAGAAAAGGUCCAUAGUGUGUUUCAUGUGAGCCAAACCCGAAAGUAUGUACCGGAUGCGACUCAUGUAUUACAACCUGAGAACAUAGAAAUGGAGGAAAACCUGACUUAUGAGGAAAGACCUGUCAAAAUUUUGGAUACUAAAGUCAGGAGCACAAGAAACAAGGAUGUGAGGAUCGUAAAAGUGUUAGGGAAAAAUCACAGAAUUGAGGAAGCAACAUGGGAAGCUGAAGCCGAUAUGCGGAAGCGCUACCAAGACCUCUUUCUUGAGGUUAGUGGUCGAGUUACGGGGGCGUAA
Chenopodium quinoa (quinoa) is the source of this 414-nucleotide messenger RNA. RefSeq lists its product as uncharacterized. The transcript has a single exon. Lineage: Eukaryota; Viridiplantae; Streptophyta; Magnoliopsida; Caryophyllales; Amaranthaceae. The record is from RefSeq and is a predicted model, not a curated record. Bases 1 to 414 code for a protein of 137 amino acids.